Eufriesea mexicana is the source of this 2562-nucleotide messenger RNA. RefSeq lists its product as uncharacterized. The record is from RefSeq and is a predicted model, not a curated record. The transcript is spliced from 9 exons. NCBI's taxonomy places the organism in Eukaryota, Metazoa, Arthropoda, Insecta, Hymenoptera, Apidae. The coding region runs from base 617 to 1873 and encodes 418 amino acids.
GCGUGAUUCGAUUCGUGAUUGUGGGAUAUAUUGUUACGAAUAAAUAUCUAUUGAUAUACGUGUGCUUGGAAGAAAGGGCAUAAGUGAACGACGAUGAAGAAAAGAGACACCUAUCAUACGGAAAUCGAGUGUACGAGAAGAAAAUGUUGCGAAAGAAAUUAACUUUGCCUUACAAGUGAACUCUAAAUUUCUCCGGUGAUUUGAAUAGUGACGAUUGAAAUGUGAUAAGAAGGAAAAGUAAGAACACAGUCCAAGGAAAGAGUAAUAUGCACUUGCAAGCAUCGUGGAAAUGUUCGUCAAAGGAGGUUCCUAAAAAGGAAAAGCUGCAAACGAAGAAGAAAUACCUUCUGGAGACGGUCGCCUCCUGAAUGAUGAAGACAAAAGGCAAUUGUGAAACUUGAGAGGGUAGGUGAUAUCGGGUAUAGUAAGGAUGAACUCGCGGCCGUGGGUAAGACGGAGAUGACCACUAGAUCCGUGCCUCGUCCUGAAGACGAAGACGAGGAGGACGAGGAAGACGAGGAAGAAGAAGAGGAGGAGGAGGAGGAGGAAGUCGACAAGGAGGCUCGUUCGAGUCUACGAUAUCACUGCCACUGAUAUCCACUCUCUCGUCGCAUCGAUGCCGAUCCCUGCGUCCAUUGAUAGAGAUAUGGGGAGUGUCGUAGGCAGCAACGUAAACGUAAGCAACGUAACGACGAGGAGGAUGGACUCGACGACGUUCCUGCCGGAAGCGACGUCGACCCUCAGCGAGCGGGAGCAACUCAAAAUUGAAUUUUACAAAACUUACGAUGUUAUGACCGGGGUCAGAAUCGCAGCGACUCUCGGUGGUUUUUUCGGUCUUAUGAUCCUUCUGCUUGUUUAUAAAAGCAGGUGCAAAUCGAGCAAGCAGUUGGAGGAUCCAAGACUGACCGCAGCUGCAGCCGCAGCGGUAGCUGAAGCAGAAGCCGAGGAAAGAGCCCUCGCAGCCGCCCUCGAAGCCAUCGCCAGAUUACCACCUAGGCCAGAUCGGGGUCCUAGAAGAUCUCUUUGUGUCGAGGUAACCCAGUCUCAUUUGCCAAAAAUCGGCCCGCGUUUCGCGUCGAUUGGGGGUGGUUACGAGGCUCUAUUAACGCCACCAACAAAGCAGCCGAAUUUGGCACCUCCUGAAGAACAAAGAAGAUACAGUUCGGUGACGUGUAGCAGCACUGGGAGUAGUUAUCUUGAAAGGAGAGGGUCUGCGAUGCCGGUACCAUGUUUGCCGCUUCAUCCUACGUUUUCGACGAAAUACGCUGCCCACGAUGAACCCUGGGAUCUUUAUUAUCCCAUCGAUAUUCAGGUAAUCCAACCAACCCCAGAGCUUUCUCCAUGCACAAGCGAAGCAGGACUCUACGCAAACGAAGUGAUAAUCACAGGAACUAGCGGUAAAAGAGCUCCAUUGGCUUCUAUGGGUAGUGUUGAUCCUCCGGAACCAGACUCAAGUUGCAAUUAUUCAAGGUCGCUUGGUUCCGACUCGGUCUUCCUGAGAAACGACGAGCAAGAAGAGUGUCUCGACACGGAAGAUGAGGUGUCCGGGUUCUCGACUGACUCCGAAGCACCUGGGCCGAGCUGUCGUCGGUUUCUUCGGGUACCCUCGAAAAAGAAGAAAACGGUCGAGAAAUGGGAUGGUUGUGCUGGGUGUGUCCCUAGACGGCGGCCUGGAGGCAAACCUUGUCAAGCUUGUCAUAGUAUUAGUGCAGCUGUUGAAACUUCCAGGUCUCAGGCAGUCUCUACGAGCACCAGCAGCCAGAGUAGCCUCGGUUCUCCACCGUGUUCACCAGCCAUCGAGCUCAGGCAUAGACCACCACCGGCGCCAUUACCAUCAAGUCCACCGGUCUGGUCACAAGAAACACUCUUUUAGUUCUUCAAAAACUUGCCAGAACGUUUUAAAAUGACCAGUAAUCGCACAAAGGUAUCCUUUUCAUGGGAAAUGAAGGAUGGUGGAAACGAAGAAUAAUCACAACUUUCGAUGGAGUAAGAAAUUGGAUAUGAGAACGUUAGAGUUGGAAGUCAUGAUAGAAUCACUAGAACAAAAGAACUUGCAGAAGAAUAGGAUAGGGAGAGAAAGAAGAGAAGUGACUGGAAUUAGGGAAGUCACUCAGCGGAAAAGGAAGAAAUUGAAUUAUUGGACAAAGUACUUAAACAGAAGGAAACAUCUAAGCGAAAUGCGAAUGUGUAGAAUAGGUAAAGUUUUGAUGUUUGGAAGAAAUAGAAAAUUUUGGACUUAGGAAGUAACGGACUUCAUGUGAAGAAUGAAUUGUAAACAUUAGAAGAAAAAAAAAAGAGGAAGAAAAAGAAGAAGGCAGACAAAGUAUAAGAAAAUGUAAUUAGGUGUAGAAAAUAAUAGAAAAAGUAUAAAUAUCAAAACUUCAAUGAAACAGAUAAGUAGCCGGAAAGGAAUGCGGAAAAAUUCCAAUUUUUGCUUAAGGCAAAACUAAAGAAACAUCAAACUUUUAUGGGUAAAAAGGCGAAAAUGAGAAACGAAGGUAAACGAAAAAUGGAAUAGAAAAGCAGGAAAUUUAUAUAAUAAAGUUUAAGGUACAAGAGGAA